GUUGCUCAUCCAGGCUUGGCUACAAAUCAUUUGUCCUCUCCUUAGCAUUCGUUACUCAACCUCAGUCAUCAUUCUGCAUCGUUGUAUUCGCAGAAAAAAAUCGUGUGCAUUCGAUUUUCUUCUAUUAUAUUUCCAAUAGUGCGUGUGGGACGGUGAGCAGUUUUCAAUUAGAUUCACUGUUGUUCGAGUAAUUUCACUGUCAAUUUUGCUAGCGCCGCUAUAGUCCUUGUGAUAAUAUACCAUUCUCAGAAAGAAAAUUUGUUUCGGUCGUUGAGUGGAAGGACAAGGCGUGGUGAAGUGCUGGGAGUAAUCAAUUUUUUCUUCCCGGGAAAACUUGUAAAAACCAGCUUACAGUGUAAUUUACUGUAAAAUUUUUUGAUUCCAUCGGAGUUUUAUGAAAUAGAACAUUAAACGUGGCUUUUCGGUAUACACCAUAACACGAAAAAAGCAAGAAAACAGUCGGCUGUAGGGAUUUUAGGCCAAAGGAUAAAAGCAUUCAAACAUGAAUAAACUCGCCACAGAUACGCGUUUUCUCAUUUCACCCCGGAUACGAUACAGGGAGCAACCACUUUGACCGGUUCGAGUACGAUAAUCAACGCGCAGCGUUUAUAAAGACAUCCCUCUACAUACCUAAGGCACCCGCACUUACACGACAUAGAUAACUGGUUACGAGUUUGGCUACGUUUGGCAAUUUGAAGCUGUGGUUGAAAUAUCAUUUUACGGCUCAUCAUCAAUUAGACGGUGUUCUCGAGUGGCAUUUUCUUCUAAUUCUGCUAAGUGGAGUUUUAACGGAGAUAAAAUUGCUACAAAAGUGACGUAGAGUCGGCAGAUUUUACGCUCAGUAGUUUGGCACUCUACACGAAUUGAAUUUCUGUUCAGAAAGUCCACUGUCGUAGUUUUCAUCUUUCACUGCAAUUAUAGCUGAUUUGCGUUAAUUGAAAGUAAUCCAAAGAGCGUACAGUUGUGAACGUUGAUUUUCCAACCAACCCAACCUACCAAAAACGAUGGCUGUUUUUACAAAGCUCUGCUUACCCGAUAUUGUUAAAUUAAAACGCUAGUUAGUAAAGACUCUGCCCAUCCCUGUGUUUGAGGAGGUCAUUCAAAGAAUUUACUAAUAUUACGUUUUUAAGUACAAUAUCGUUUACGUUUUACUGUAUCUUGAAUAACUACAAGGUCUUUUUAUCAGAUCCACUUUUUUAUUUAAUUAUCGUGAAAAGUACACUCGUAACAAUUAAUAUAAAUAAUUAAUAAUUUUAAUAUUAUACAUUUACCAAGUACUAUUUGUUAUUGUAGUGCAUACUUCUAAGUACUUAGAUUUUUUCGUACAAUUUUCACUAGUACACAUUUUUGUGCGGUGCUUCAAAGUCGGAGUAAGCAAGUUGGAAUUAACGGUUCACAGUUAGCUACCGGUAAAGUACUUGAAUUCGGUUUGCAGAAACCAUCGAAUUAGAUUUUUGCGAAGCAAAACUAAUUGCUAGAUUUGUUGCAUUACUCGUUAAGUCUCCACUGAUCCUUUUUAUUACCUAAGUUCUGGAAACAAUCAAUCUCUCAGCUCUCGAAAGUCCUAUCAAAACUUUUAAAACAUAAGAAAAAUGGAGCCGUUCUCACCGGAAAUACUGUGGCUUGUUAUACUUGGAUUUGUCAUUGCGUUUAUUCUGGCGUUUGGUAUUGGAGCGAACGAUGUAGCGAACUCGUUCGGAACAAGCGUAGGUUCCGGAGUACUAUCAAUUCGUCAAGCAUGUUGGCUGGCGACCAUUUGCGAAGUGUCUGGAGCUGUUCUUAUUGGAUAUAAGGUGUCUGACACGAUGCGAAAAGGAAUUUUAGAUGUCGAAAUGUACAAAGACACAGAAGUUGAGCUCAUGCUAGGUUGUCUGUCCGCUCUGGCUAGCUCUGCCCUAUGGCUACUAGUGGCGACGUAUUUCAAACUUCCAAUAUCCGGAACACAUAGUAUCGUUGGAUCGACAAUUGGGUUUAGUCUGGUAGCUCGUGGAAUGCAAGGUCUCAAAUGGAGCACGCUAGGUACAAUCGUCGGGUCAUGGUUUAUUUCGCCUGUACUAAGCGGUGCGAUGAGCGUAAUGUUAUUUUGGCUAAUUCGCAAACUUAUUCUGAAUGCCAGAAAUCCCCUCAAGGCUGGUCUCUUGUCGUUACCAUUAUUUUAUGGUGUCACUCUGGCAGUGAACGCGUUUAGUAUAGUGCAUGAUGGUCCAAAGUUACUCUAUAUGGAUAAUAUACCAACUUGGAUAGCGUUAGCCAUAAGUGGUUCUUUGGGGUUAUUGGUAGCUGUGCUUGUCCAGUUGUUUGUUGUACCAUGGCAGAAAAAAAAGAUUUUGAAUCAAGACAAAGCGACAAGAACCGAAUUCACUGUUGGAGAUUCGGAUUGCGAUUCAUCAUCGAAUGGAAGCCCUCGUCGCGCAAAACGUCCUCUCUCAUUGGUAGGUGAUGGAAAGACUCUACCAGCUAUAACCGAAACAACUGAGCUGGUGUCAUUGUCCUCUCAGCACCAGCACAAUGGACUAAUCAAAAAGCUCUCGAUAGACCUCUCACCACAUGCAAUUAAAGGCAAACCUAAUCCAUAUAAAAUAGAUCCAAAAAUUGUGAAAAAAGCGGAAAACCUAUUGUCCGCUAACAAACGCAGUUUGGAUAACACCGAUCUGACCAUUACGAGUCUAAACUACAUAGACGAGUAUCAAUCAACGGUUAAUGGAAAUGGUCGCAUUGCCUUAAAUUCUUACUUCGAUCGCCGCAACAAUUCCAAUGUUUCACCAAAAUCUCCAGACUCAGUUACGCUUAGUAACGGAGUAAAAGAUCAAUCUGUUGCCGCCCAGCAUGAACAUUCACCCACAAGCCCGAAGAGUGACAGUACGCUGCCUAUUGCAGACUAUACAUUGGUACCACCUAACAGCAUACUAAACAGUACCGGGCACGAUUUGCGCGAGGAUAUUGGCAAAAUCGAAAACGCUGCGGGACUGGAUCAUUCGCUCAUAAGUACUACACUAUCACCCAACUCGAGCAAAGUACCGUUGAUUGGUGGAAAAGAAGGAUCGGAAGAACACAGACAUAACCCGAUUGAAGAGGAAAACGAAGACGUGUCUACUCUGUUCUCAUUUCUGCAAAUACUAACAGCGACGUUCGGAAGCUUUGCACAUGGUGGCAACGAUGUUAGUAAUGCGAUUGGUCCGCUAAUAGCUCUUUUUAUGAUUUACCGGGAAGGCUCGGUACUGCAAAAGUCUGAGACUCCCUUGGCUAUUCUGCUGUAUGGUGGCGUUGGUAUUUCCGUAGGUUUAUGGCUGUGGGGACGCCGUGUUAUUGAGACAAUUGGCAAUGAUCUCACCAAAAUCACCCCAUCAACUGGCUUCACCAUAGAGAUUGGUGCAGCAUUCACGGUAUUACUGGCUUCGAAAAUCGGCCUACCAAUCUCUACUACCCAUUGCAAAGUUGGCUCGGUAGUAUUUGUGGGACAGGCCAGUGCCCCAAGAAAACUCUCGCCGGACGAGGAACGGGCUUUAAAGCAGCGUAACCCUCUGGAACACCAUCAUCAUUACGCCACGGGUCAACAAAAGGCCGUCGAUUGGGGUUUAUUCAGAAACAUUGUCUACGCGUGGGUUGUUACUGUGCCAGUUGCCGCCUUACUUAGUGCCGGUUUCAUGUACGCUUUGUGCGCACUGGUACUAUGAAGCACAAGCAUUAGUUAAACUGAACGAGGAAGCGAUAAUCAAAUAACCAACCACGCAGAAGAGUACUGGCGAAUGUACAGUUUUUUGAACAAAAAAAAGUUUCAAUAAAAGAUUUUAUUUUCAUGUAAAGUUUUAACUAACAA
Molecule: messenger RNA, 3817 nt
Organism: Wyeomyia smithii (pitcher-plant mosquito)
Lineage: Eukaryota; Metazoa; Arthropoda; Insecta; Diptera; Culicidae
Gene: NaPi-III
Product: sodium-dependent phosphate transporter 2
Exons: 7
Coding region: 1593-3674 (693 amino acids)
Biological process (GO): phosphate ion transmembrane transport
Cellular component (GO): membrane
Molecular function (GO): phosphate transmembrane transporter activity
Source: RefSeq, a predicted model, not a curated record